Molecule: messenger RNA, 945 nt
Organism: Brassica oleracea var. oleracea
Lineage: Eukaryota; Viridiplantae; Streptophyta; Magnoliopsida; Brassicales; Brassicaceae
Exons: 2
Coding region: 1-945 (314 amino acids)
Biological process (GO): proteolysis
Molecular function (GO): aspartic-type endopeptidase activity
Source: RefSeq, a predicted model, not a curated record
AUGGCUCGUCUCUUCAUUCUAAACGUCUUCUUCGUUUUAGUAGCAACCACCACAUCUCUGACUAAACACAACCCAAAGCCCAAGCCAAGACCAAAGCAAAACCCUCAUGCUUUUGUACUUCCGGUCUUUAAAGACAUCAAAACCGGUAUCUACUACGCCAACGUGACCGUCGGCAAACCAUCGCUUGUGGUUAACCUAGCUGUGGACGUUAGAGGCUCAGCCUUAUGGUUCCAGUGCGACAAGCUUGGCUAUAACUCAACCACCUACAACCCUAUUCUCUGUGGGUCCAACUGCUGCAAACAAACUAAAGAUCAGUGCCUCACUUGCCUGGGCACCUACGGACCAUCUUGCAGAAACGACACUUGUCACGCUUACCUCCAAACCCAAAUGACCUACAACACUGUCCUCGCUUCUCUAGUUAAAGAUGAUGUUGUCCUAAGCUACACGUCACCAUCAACGAGGCUGCCUCAGAGGUCGUGGCCGGGCUUCCAUAUGGUACUCAGGGCAUUCUCGGACUCGACGAGUCAUUGGGGCGGUACAAAGAUCAGCAACAUAAUCCCUUACACUCUCUUGGAGACUUCCAUCUACAAAGCUCUAGCUAAAGCCUUCGUUGGAAAAGCUCAGAAGCGAAAAGCCGUGUAUCCAUUCGCUGACUGUUUUAGCUAUAAAAAUUUUGGAGGAAAAUCUCUGAUGGAAAAAGAGAGUCCGGUGAUCAGUUUGGUGUUAGCAGGAGGAGUCAAGUGGGAUAUCUACGGACCAAACUCGCUUGUGAAGGUGACCGUUUUGUGUUUAGCGUUUGUGGAUGCUGGAGAUGGUCCAAGAAUUCCUAUUGAGAUUGGAGGAUAUCAGAUGGAAGAUAAUCUUGUUGAGCUUGAUCUUGAUGCCUCGAAGUUUUCUUUCGCUUCUUCUCUUUUUCGUCACAAUACAUCAUGUAGUGGACUGUGA